This is a messenger RNA of Sphenostylis stenocarpa, 744 nucleotides long. The record is from the annotation of a GenBank genome assembly. Lineage: Eukaryota; Viridiplantae; Streptophyta; Magnoliopsida; Fabales; Fabaceae.
AUGGGAGUUCAGCAAAAACUCAUUUCUUUCCUCUUUCAUGCUUCUCUUGUAUUCAUCAUGUUCCCUCUUGUUAGCUCAUCUCAAGAGCACCAGCAAAUUACAAGCAGCCCUUCAAGAACCAAAGACAGCAACCACAUUAAGAUGAGUCCAAGACUUCAGUUUGAGAUUACAUUACAUGGCUUUCUCCUGUGGGCUUCAAUGGGGUUCUUGAUGCCUGUUGGUAUACUUGCAAUUAGACUGUCGAACAAAGAGGAGAAUCUAAGAAGGCAUAGAAUUGUGUUUUAUGUUCAUUCGACUUUGCAGAUGAUUGCUGUACUCCUUGCCACAGUUGGAGCAAUCAUGUCCAUAAAAAAUUUCAACAACCUCUUCAACAAUAGUCAUCAAAGAUUAGGAGUUGCACUGUAUGGCAUUAUCUGGGUCCAAGUUUUGCUUGGCAUUUUUCGACAACAAAGGGGAGCCAAAAGAAGUGUGUGGUUCUUAGCACACUGGAUACUUGGAACUGCAGUCACAUUUCUGGGUGUUCUGAAUGUAUAUCUUGGAUUAGGAGCCUACCACCAAAAAACAUCAAAAGGCAUAAAAAUUUGGAACAUACUUUUCACUGUUCAGAUAUCUUUAUUUGUGUUUUUGUACCUUUUUCAAGAAAAAUGGGUCUAUAUACAAAACCAAGGAGUGGUUUUGGGCAAUGAAAUGAUGACUUCUAGUUGUCAAGAAAUUCGUCCUGAUGAAAAGGAGGAGAAGGUAUAG